AUGGCUCAAAACUACAGCAAAGACUCUUUCGAUAGAUUUGGAGACGACUUAUGCCAAGAGUUGUUGUCUUAUAUGGCAUUCAAAGACCGCUUUCGUUGUGAAUGUGUGUCAAAACAGUGGCAAAGAGUGGUAUUUGAGGGACAGUUGGCGUUGAAUAUCAAGAGAGAGUUAUUUGACGACAAUUUCAGCCAAAUUGUGUCAAUACUGACGAAGUGUUCAAACAUUAGACGCGUUUACAGCGAAUACGAAGAGCCGGUGUUUAAAAGCUUUGAAUUGAUUUUUUUGGUGAUCAAUCUUUGCCAUCAUUUGAAUGACAUGUCGUUCAUAGUGUCCGAAGACAACGUCCAUUGGAUUAACCACUUUAUGGCAAAGUUUGCGAAACAAAUGCAAUGCAUUUCAUUUGAUUUCGACGACAAAGCGAUGAUUGAUAUGAAACACAAAUGGCUUAAAAUGUGCGUUAAUUUGACUGCAAUUCACAUACCGUUUGACGAGUUGUCGAAAUCACGGCUCGGAUUCAGUCCUCGAAAUGAUUUGCAUUACAAACGACUCAAUAGUCUUCACUUGACAUUCAGUAAAUCCAAUGAUAACUCAAUUGACAUUAAUUUGUGUGCAUUUGAAUUGUUUGCUCGCAAUUACGGCCACAAUAUUAAGACAAUUGGAUUCACAAUUAACUUUCUUAUCGACGAUGAGAUGGUUAACAGACUAACGGAUGGUUUGAAACGAAUGCCGGCAUUGAUUGCAUUGGAUGUAAAAUUCAAUGUAUUUGUGGACUAUUUAUUGCCACUCAUUGGUCUCAAGUGUCCACAACUGAAGGCUUUAACUGUCGAUACCUCGCAUUUAAGGGAAACGUUUAAAGCGAUUAAUCAAUGCUUUAAUCAACAAUUAAAGCGUUUGAAAAUCAAUGUUUGGGAUUAUCAACAGCUGUCCGUCGAUUCACUCAAUUCAUUGAAACGAUUAACGCAUUUGAAACUAUUUCUCGUUGAGACAACGCUUACCGGUUUAUUCUUCGCCAAUUGUCACCACAAAUGGCCACAACUUCGGUAUCUAAGAGCCAAUCGAGUGUUGAUUACAAACCAACUGUUGAACGCGUUGUCGAGACUGAGACACAUCCGACACAUGCAUCUGUCGGGCCGUCCCGUUCCCACUCCACGGCAUGGCAUUCAAAAUGUGGUCAUUAAUUGUCCUAAAAUUGAUUGUCGUCUCCACUCGUCUAAAGGCAAAGAAGUGCCAGAGAUUGAGGAACUGUUUCGUAAACUAAUGUCCGGACAAUCGGAUCCCGAGACGAGCUCAUCGGAUGUGAAGUCUAAAUACUUCAAAUAA
Medioppia subpectinata is the source of this 1320-nucleotide messenger RNA. NCBI's taxonomy places the organism in Eukaryota, Metazoa, Arthropoda, Arachnida, Sarcoptiformes, Oppiidae. The record is from the annotation of a GenBank genome assembly.